Messenger RNA from Bursaphelenchus xylophilus (pine wood nematode), 656 nucleotides. The record is from the annotation of a GenBank genome assembly. NCBI's taxonomy places the organism in Eukaryota, Metazoa, Nematoda, Chromadorea, Rhabditida, Aphelenchoididae.
AUGAGCGGUCCUCUUUUCUUCGUCCAUCCUUCUCAAUUCCUCGACUUCAAAGAAGUCCUGCUCAACGAUUCAGUCCGUCUCUUUUCCCGUAUUGAGAUCGAGAAUAUUGCCCAGACGAAGAUCGCUUAUCGGAUCAGAACCAAUGCCAAGGAUGUUUACACUGUCAAGCACAACCCCGGCUUUGUGGAGAAGGACUUAAAAAGCGAAGUCUUGAUCUUUGUGAAGCCCGGCAAGGUCAUCAACGCCCGUCAUCGCUUCGUGGUUACGGUAGCCGAGUGCAAAGACGGUAAGUUCGAAAGACGGCACCGUUAAAUGCUUCAGAUUCGGCAGAUCGCAAAGAUUUCUGGAAGAAUAGGGAUGGGAAUGACAAACUGGCACAUUGGAAAUUGUCGGUUCGUGUCCCUACCAUGGAUACCGAGACCACCAUGUCCAUGUAUCAACAACAAGUAAAGGCCCUCAAGAUUGAAAAUCAGAUGCUCAGAAACAAAUGCGACGUGAUGUUGGCCGCGGGAAAAGAGAUUGUGGGAAGUGAGGCGGGCUCAGGGGAGACGACUCCUUUCUACAAUCAGAAAAUCGACACUUCCACGGUGUUUCUGAUGUCCUUUGUGGCGAUUCUCUUGAGCCAAAUCAUUAUUUAUGUCUUCAGAGUGAUUUAA